GUCUUACAGUCUGCAAAUUCAUCCAUACUCAAAACCCACCCCCACCUACAUUUUCAAACCCCUCUGUCACUCUCACCAAAAACCCAUCUCCAAUCAACAAUCUUUAUCUCAAUUCUGAUAUAAAGUUUGUUCCUUUUUUUGCAAUGGAGAAUGAAAACAAGAAUGAUAAUGGGGCAGCCACCGCUGCUGCUGCUGGUGGCGUUGGGCGGUUGUUGGUGGAUGAAACAUGCCCAAACAGGCACAGAUUUGAAGUAGAGCUGAAAGAAGGUGAAACAACAAUUGUUUCAUGGGCUAAAUUGCUUAAAGAUUCUGGCAUUCCUGUUGCUGAUGAUGAUAACUCUUCUUCUUCCUCACCUAACCCUAAGCACUGGCAAGUUUCUCAAGAUAAGACAAGAAGCGAAUGCUCCAAUGUCAUUCUUAAGAAAGAGACGGAUGAGCAAAAAUCUCCCAUGAGACCAGAAACACAGAGUACUGCUAUAUCAGAAGUCCUGGAAGUGGUGAAUGCUGUUCAACCCACAAAAAACACAAAAGUUGGACAUGCAAGGGUGAAGGCCAUACCCUUAACACACAACGUCAUUGAAGAACAUUCUCUCAACAACGCAAGAUCUGAGCUUCCUGACCUAAAUGUUCCGUAUACAGUGCAAUCAUCAAGUACCUUGCCAACAAACAUUAAGGAUGAAUCUUAUGUUAUGGUGAAUGGGUCAAUGCUUGAAAGUAUGCUCUUGGAGAUGGAAACCAUGGUUGUAGAUUCAAGACGGCUGCAUGGUGAUGUUCUAGAUGCAGAUCAUCUAGUGGCAACAAAAAGCAAAUUACCAGGGGAACUUAAGCAAAAGCUCAGGACGGUUGCUAGAUUAGCGCAUUCAACUCAAGGGAGAAUAUCAGAUGAAUUAUAUACGCGUCUUGCAAGCAUUCUUGGGCACUGGCUUAAGCCAAAAACACUGAAGAGAUGCUUGAGGGAUAUGGUCCCAUCUGAUCUAUCAGCCUGGGGAGGGGAUGCUCUCAGGUUUAGUCAAAUUGAAAAGGAGGUUGUUGAACUGAUCAAAUUGAGGAACCCAUCAAUGGAAAGAAAGGAUGGGUUUAAUACCAAAACUGUGGAGCUGUGUGCAGCUCAUAAAACAAUAUACAGUAUGGACCAUGAGAUGGAAGAUAAAGUUUGUGAUUUCUAUGACGUAUAUGUCCAGGGGAUGAAUGAUAUUAAUAGCUCUGAAAUACGGAAGUUCUACAUUCAGCUUGCGGCAUUGUGGCCAAAGGGGACCAUGGACAAUCAUGGAGUACGAAAUGCGAUUUGUCGAUCCAAAGAACGCCGGAGAAUCAUGUUACAAGAAAAGGAACCUGAAAAUGGCAAGUGGAUGAAGGCAUCUACUACAGGAAUGGAUGAGGGUCUCCAAGUGGAACCUAAAUUAGUUGCUGAGUCAGAUAAACUGGUGAAUGACGCUAAUAAUCUUGUUUUAAGUUUUCGGGACAGUGUUGUCCCUGGUACACCCGAACUAGAUCAGAAUCUUAGUGCACCAGCAAAAAGGUUCAGCCCGUCAUCGGCAGGCUCCUGCCAGGAUCUGUUCAAACAGAGGAAAUUCAAUAUUCUUAACGAAACUAGCUGAGAUAAAAAAAAUAUUACUUCAAUUCCAUCCACAAAUUAGGAAAAACGCUGUUAUGUACAUGUUUUGCAUUUUUCUGUACAGGCUCCCGGGAAUAGCAAAAUGGUAUAUAGAUGGAAACCAGUUGCUGGUUUUCAUGGAACCCAUUGCUUACCAAGCAAUCUACUCAUCAAAUUGACACCUUUUCGUUUGAUAGGUUAUCUGAGAUGGGUUUUGAGCAAUUCAGUAAAUAGCUCUUAUUUCAAUGACAAAGUUUCCUGAAAAAUCAAAUUCCUUGUUAAGCUAGAAAUGGUAAAAUGCAUUCCAACGUGUAAACUGGAACUAUGGUAGUUCCAGUUAUUUGUCAACCAUUGCUGAUUUCUGCAGGAGAGUAUCUCUGAACUCAGUAUACAAAAUGUACAGUAACUUGAUUCAGGUUGUAAGCUUGAACUGUUGUACUAUUGUAAUCUUAACUCUUUAAAGGUAGACAAUAGUUGUAAAGUGCAAAUCAUGAGUGUAACAACUGUGCCUUUUCGGAUCUCAAUAUAAAGCUUUUUACAUUUGAUGAUA
Molecule: messenger RNA, 2144 nt
Organism: Erigeron canadensis
Lineage: Eukaryota; Viridiplantae; Streptophyta; Magnoliopsida; Asterales; Asteraceae
Product: ubinuclein-2-like
Exons: 11
Coding region: 144-1598 (484 amino acids)
Cellular component (GO): nucleus
Source: RefSeq, a predicted model, not a curated record